Penicillium angulare is the source of this 1845-nucleotide messenger RNA. RefSeq names its product putative UV radiation resistance protein (UVRAG). The record is from RefSeq and is a predicted model, not a curated record. Gene Ontology annotation, cellular component: endosome; lytic vacuole. Gene Ontology annotation, molecular function: SNARE binding. Lineage: Eukaryota; Fungi; Ascomycota; Eurotiomycetes; Eurotiales; Aspergillaceae. The transcript has 2 exons. Gene Ontology annotation, biological process: SNARE complex assembly. The coding region runs from base 1 to 1845 and encodes 614 amino acids.
AUGGAUAGCUCGGUCGCGGACCCGGAACAUGAAACGGGCUCUCGCAAAGACCGACCGUGGCUCUAUUCAUCGAAUCGCAAACUACGCCACCUGCAUGGCAUCUCCGUGCGUAACUUGGUAGUUACGCGACCAAAAAAUCGAGCGCGUGGAAAAACAAUUGAUGACGACGACAUCCCCAAUGCCCUGCAAUCGCCGUCAAAGAUCCUCGCACAGAAUGAAACCCGCUCUUUACAUCCUUCGCGUUCCUUUACCGAACUCAAGUCGCACGCGAAGCAAGAUGGCCAUGCAAACCCGACGCCCGAAAAGCGCAACCCACGCCGUCGCAGCACCCUUCCUUGGAACGACCCCAACCCUCGGACACGGCAAGUUAGUCUAGAAGACAUUACGAAAACGCGGAUGGCGGACACAUGGGCUUCGAUACACUGUGAUGGACUUGACGGUCCAGUCUAUAUCACCGAAGAAGUGACUAGGACUACCAAUCCUACGUUCCAAGCUUUUGACCUGAACUUCUGCGGCCCUAGAAUAUCCCGGCAGGACAGAUUGACGUUAAAGCUCUGGACCAAGACGGAGGCAGUCCCUGAGUAUGUGUUGCUAGUAGAACUACAGCUAAAUCUACGGUCACUGCAAUUUCUGGGUAAAACCAUCGAAAGCUUCCAUCAGCCACUCCCUACGAACUCCAUUCUGUUUCACUUCCCGGAUGGAGUGUACACGAAUCUGACGGAUAUCCCGCCUAGCGAGGCCCCUCUCAAUGGUGCUGGUCAGCGAUCUACCUUCGACGGAGUACCUCUGCCUACUUCCUCCUACGACGCAUUGAUGCGAUUGGCAAACUUAGACGAAUGUAUUCAAGAUGCGCUGGCGACUCGAGAAAAACUGGAACAUCAAAUUGGUGAUAUUCUCAAAGGGAAUGAUGGUGCGUUGGCUACUGCGAGUGACGCGUCGAAGGCACUCGAUCGUCUCAAUUCUAUCAAACAAGCAGUUGCUGCCGAGCGAAAGCAAUUUCGAGUCACUUCGAAACGCAAAGAAGACUUAUUAUCAAGUAUCAAAUCUCGGAAAGAAACUAUGAAUCAAGGCCGCGUUUCCCAGGAUAAAGCUCAACGUCACCUCCCCGACGCACAGGAAAAGUUGGUCUCUAGUGAACAAUUGCUAAACUACAACUCGGAAGAGACUAAGGGUCAAGUCCGGCGUAUAGCCGAAGACCUUAUGGUUAUUUAUCCCAUUGAACCUGUUCCUGAUAAAACACUGGCUUUCACUAUCGCCGGUCUCCCUCUUCCAAACUCCCACUUUGACGAUAUUAAUCGUGAGGUAGUCGCAGCAGCACUUGGAUUCACCGCUCACCUGGUAUACUUGCUAUCAUUUUACCUCUCGGUGGCUAUUCCUUACCCAAUAAGCCCCAACCAGUCAACCUCCUUGAUUCAAGAUCAUAUAUCCCAAGAUCUUCCACAACGAACAUUUCCCCUAUACCCCGUCAGCGUGCAUUACCGCUUUGAGUAUGGCGUCUUUCUCUUGAACAAAAACAUUGAGUUUCUACUCAAUAAAUCUGGCAUCCGAGGCUUGGAUAUCCGGUACACUCUUCCCAAUCUCAAGUACCUCCUCUAUAUCUUAACAGCAAGCACCUCAGAAAUACCAGCUCGAAAAGCAGGUGGCAUUCGAGCACUUCUUUCUGGUCGGAUGACCCCGACGCUUUCUCGUCGUGGGAGUGUCGAGAGUGCAGCAUCUGGUGAAUUGGUUCAACCGCGGAAAGCUUGGGAUUUAGUGUCCAGGAUGAACGGGAAUCUUAGUUUGGCUCAUGGGAGAGGGAAGCCCGCAGUACCGGCCCCCCAGCCUCUAUCUUCGCGUGCUGUAUAG